Sphaerodactylus townsendi is the source of this 4842-nucleotide messenger RNA. RefSeq names its product linkage group 05 C6orf132 homolog (gene LG05H6orf132). The transcript has 5 exons. The coding region runs from base 93 to 3596 and encodes 1167 amino acids. NCBI's taxonomy places the organism in Eukaryota, Metazoa, Chordata, Lepidosauria, Squamata, Sphaerodactylidae. The record is from RefSeq and is a predicted model, not a curated record.
UGCCGGAGCCUCUGCUGGCUGGUGGUGAGCAAAGUGAAAAUAUGCCUUGCUAGAGGGACCAUUUGGUGACACGAAGAAAGGCAGAAGUCAAAAUGAAGAAGCAUCACUCUGUGCAGGGGACUAUUAGCAGACUCUUUGGGAAAAAACAUAGCAGCAGCAGCAACAGUUCCACCACCUCCCUCUACGUCACCAAUCCCCCCUGGAUCUUCACACAGGAGGUCGCUUCAGACAGCCUGGCACGUUCUGGUGAUGCAGAAGGCAUCUACCAUGGGGAUAAUCGCUUUGGGACAGUAACAGAUUCUGGAACAGCAACACUUAAGCCACGGCCAAGAGUCCGACCUCUGCUGACUUUCUUACCACUUAAUGCUCAAGAAGCACAUGGAGUAGCUGUUCCAACACCAUCUGUGCCAAAAGGCUUUGAAGAGAAAGCAGCUCCGGGGCUUGGUUCUCAAAUCAAUGGUGGUUACAGAAAAUACAAUUCAGUUGUUGAUCUGAGACCUAAGGCAUUUGAAGAUGACUACUUGGCUGAUGAUGAGAUACCACCGCCACCAUCAGUACCUCCUCCUCCACCACCACCAUCAGUACCUCCUCCUCCUCCACCACCACUGCCAUCUUCCAUUGACCUACCAGCACCUCCAACUUCAGUGGAAGGUCCAUUCCUACCUUCAUUGGAAGUUCCACCUCCACCUCCAGUGCCUCCUCCACCCCCACCCCCACCAGCAAUGUCAGCUCCUUCUCUUUCAUCAUUGGCUCCGCCUUCAUACCCAUAUUCUAAUUUGUCUUCUCCUACCACUCCUUCUCCACCAGACUUCAUUCCUCCUCCUCCUCUAGCUUUUAUGGAUAGUGUAGCCUCUCCUACAACUCAGUUUCCAGCACCAUGUCAUACUCCACCUCUUUCAAAUGGUGUCUACAAAUGGAAAUCUGAGUGUGUUCUAAAUCUGAGGGAGCCAUAUGAUGGCUCUCACAAUCCAGAUUUGACUGUUCCACCCAGCCCUACCCAAACCAGCCCAGAUCCUCACCAAACUUUCCCUAGGUCAUUAAAAGUACCUCCCCCAACCCCUGUGAGAUCAUCAUCUAUUCCUUCAGGAGACAAAGAACCAAGUCCAAGAGAUGAACAGGCUCCUAAGAUUGUUCCUCACAGCCGACCUGCAUUGCCACCUAACUGUACAAUCCGGACUGCAGCCACAGUUCACUUAGAGGGAGAAGCUGGACAGAAAACUCCUCUGGAAAAACAAAUGAUGGAAAAACCUGUAUUCAUCACCGAACCUGGGACUCCAAAACCAACACCAAAGUACAAUGGCUUUUCUGCCUCCCCAUUGAAACAUGAGGUACAAAAAGAACUGGUGUCACAACAGGCAAUAUUGAAAGACUGUUCUCAAAAACCAGUGACUCCACAUGCAGAAGAACCAGAGCUUCCUUCUCCAGACUGGGCACCCUCUGAUGAUGAAGAAUGGAAGGAACGCAGCAAUCUGGACAAACUGAAGCAUGAACUGUCAGCCCUGCUGUCCUCGUCCUACAGAAAGGAAGACAGACAGCUGGAGAAAGCUGUAGUUCCCAAGAGUAAAGCCAGCAUUACUGAUAGUGGCCAAGUUAGUUUAGAAGAAUUAAAACAAGCUAAGCCUUCCAUAACUAGCCCACAAUCACCUGCAGGGCCAGACAGUGAGAGGAAAGAAAAAAUAUCAGGCAAUGCACCAUCUGCAGGCAGAGUUUUGACGGAUAACAUUAACUCAAAUCCAGAUAAUAAAUCUACCAGCAUGCAAGUGAAUUGUGUUCUGAAAUUCAAAAAUGAAUUGGAAGCUUUGUUGUCUCCAACCAAGGAUGGGGGACCACCCUUGGCUCUUGCCAAUCUGAAGCACAACCCAGAACCAAAGAAACAAAUUACUCUUCAAUUUGGUGGCAGCGAGUCCAAGACUCCAAAACCCACAAUAAAUCAAAAUACACCAAUAUCUGAAGUGACAGAAAAAGAGCCUGAGAUUUCUAGUGCUUCUACAAAUAAUUCCCCAGCUGAAAACAUUUGUAAGCCCCCAGCCUCCCCUCUGAAACUCAAGCCUGAACUCUUGGUUCCAGCUGCAUCUUUGUCAGCCUCUUCUGGAACUGCCUCACCUGUUCGACCUUUCAGCAUGGACCUUUCUCACCUACAGUACAAGACACAUAGGACAAGAUUUGCCUCCACUGAUAGCCUGUCCUCUGUGACUUCUUCUCAAACUGCAGAAGAUGGAGCUAUCAACACAAAUAAUAAUGAAAACCAAAGAGACUCUAUUAACCACAGGUAUUCAGAGACACCAGCAGUCAUCAGGAACUCAGAGCAACUGAACAGUAAUGUUUUGAUCCAUCCUGUAACAGGAGAGGAAGUUGAGAGAGGCUCCCCUAUGGCUCUUCUCUUAGCUGCACAACAGCGGGCCCAAAGAGGCAGGCGUUCUGCCUCAGCUUCACGACAAAACAGUUCUUCAUCUGAGAGGCCUCAGUUCAAAUUAUCAGAAAAGCUGCUCAACAGCAGCCAAUCAGAGACUAUGUCAUCCACCAUUUAUUACAAUGAUUCCAAGCCUAACACUGUCAGGGUUGUUCCAAAGGGCUCUCAAAGGGAAUCCCUUGCAGCCUCAGAAAGUAGGCAGUCUAAUGGAGUAAGUCCAUCUGAUAAUAAGGUUUGGGGCUUUUCUGACUUAGGGCAGAAAGAACAUAAGCUACAGUUGUUCUCCAGCACCUCAGAACAGUCCAGGGAUUUGCACACAUUCAGGGAGAGCGAAUCUCAGAAUCUUCCUCCAUCAAAUGAGUGUCAUGGUUCCGUUUUGGUUCCAGAACGCUUGGAGUCCAGUCACAUUAAGCAGCAGGGCUCUUCCAGCAUGUCUGACACUCCCCUCUGCUCUCUUACUCAAUCCCAAAUCCACACCAGUAACAAUGAGGUAGAAGGUGGCUUCAGUUAUGAAAUAAUUCCGCCUCCACCAGAGUUUAGCAAUGAUGACUGUGGAGUCACAGAAGUUUCUUCAAAGGGGGAAAGGAUGCCCAAAGACUUCCACACCUCAGUAGAUGAUCAAGCUUCAGAUGAACAAGUCCAUUUCAAUAAUUCAAGCUAUACCUAUGGCAACAGCUAUUCCCGCAAAUCGAAGCCUGCUUUAGAAAACAGUGGGCGGCCUAGUGGAUAUAGUCACCAUUACUUAGGUGGAAGUUACCCUGCUAGCUACCUCAGUUCCUACUCUGAUAGCCGCCCUCUGAUUAAGAAGCGCCUUUAUGUGUCAGAGCCUGAUGGAUCGUAUGACAGACAAGCCAUUUCCACUCGCAUUGUAAACACACCCAGUUCCUACUCCCACAAUACAAUGACAUACAGUUCCCAGUUCAUGGACGGAAUGCGCCGGAACUCUACUCAUAGAAACAGCAAUGCACAGGGCAGGAGGAUGUCACUGGAAGUGCCUGGGAAAAUGGUGACUUAUAAUAAUGCUGCCAGUGAUGCCAAGUAUAAAGGGCAGAAUGGAGAGUAUUCUACCAGUACUGGCAGACCUUCCCAUGAAAAUCUACACUAUGGUGGGACUGCAAAUACAUUUACAGUCAGGCCUGGAACAAGACAGCCCAUUUCUUAUGCAUACCAAGGAGGUCUUCGAUAAGGAGUAAACUCUGCUGUUUCACACGCAGCUUGGACAAUGCAUCACAGAACUCUUCUCCUAAGCUUUGCAGGGUCUCUUCCUUAAGUAGUUCUUUAGGGAGAUACAAGAGCCUGCAAAGAGGUCUCCAGUUUUCCCAGUACCUUCUUGUCAAUAGAACUGUUGUAAGUUAUUGGGGCGAAGGGUAAGUCUUCUGAACUGAUAGCCUGCUUCUAAAGUCUUCUACGCAUUAUGAGUUCUGAGGCAAGUGACAGCAUGCACUGAUUCAUCAGGACCAAUUACUUAAUUUAUAUGCUUUAAGCAAUUAAGCUUCCUUGUGUCUAGGGCUAGCUAACAGGUUACUUACCUGUAUGCAACAUUCUUGCAUCGCCUUCGUAAAUGUGCUUCACUUAUUCCAAAAAUAGAGCAAAGGAAGACUGGACAUCCUAAUCUCAGGCAAGGGACGGACAAGGGAGAGUCCAGCAACAGAAAAGUGUCUAGUACAGGGUCCAGGAUGAGAUGGACAGCUGAGGGACAUCAGCCAAUUAAAACACAAAACUGAAUCCUAGAAAAUCCCAGUGUGAGGAAACUGAUAGCACAGCUAUGAGAAUGGAGAAGGGUUAAGGUACAGGUCAGGCAGAAUAGAUGAAGGGGACAAGGGUUGCCUACAUUUUGGAUCAUUUGAGUUUUUAAAAUGAUAAAUUAUUAUACAAAAAACAAUUUAGCAGCUGAAACCUGGUUGUAUAGGCCAGGACUUGACUAAUGUCCUGUGGUUCUAGAAGCUAGGCCAAAAAUUUAGAAGCUAAACUACUAUUUCAGUCUUCAGCCAUAUGUUUUAGCUGUCCUCAUGAAAUUUCUAGUUGUCAAGGGAUUUGUCAAGGUCUGGCCGUGGCGUAGUCAUCUUCAAGCCCAUAAGAGCUUCUGUUAUUGAAUUUGUGCUUGUUAUGUAGCUUAAAGAUACAAGAACCCUGACAGAGGCCACCCUAGGUGAUUAAGCCAGCCAGUCAUGGAUCUAUUGGGAAAUGAGAGAGGGCUCCUUCCCUAGUUCUCCACCAAUCUCUUAAUUCCUGCUAUGAUGUAAAACUAGUCCUACUUGUAGGAAAAGGCAGGUAGCACAAGGCAAAAGGGCAGCUCAAGAUAGAAGAUGAGAGGGGAGUAUCGUGUCUAGAUCAAGGGAUGUAAUGGUACCUCUCUAUUCUGCAUUGGUUAGACCUCACCUGGAAUAUUGUGUACAGUUCUGGGCACCGCAAUUCAAGAAGGACAUUGGCAA